AUGCAGGCCCCAGGGCAACCGCCGCACGAUCACCGAAUGUGCAUGCCGUUGGACCAACUGCGCGACGUGCCUGGCCCUAUUCAGUGCCCGUACUGCGGGUUUCAAGGCGUGACCAGAGUCGAGCACGUCGCCGGUCGGCGGACCCGACGAUCAGCCGGACUCCUCUUCGCCGCCACGGUGGUCCUCGCCCCGGUCCCCUAUCUCACCAACGGCACCAAGGACGUCCGCCACUUCUGCGCAAACUGUCGAGUGUGCGUCGCCGUCUGGCUGAACGAGAGAAACUCCCCGGGCCAGACACAUGUCGUGGCACAUCAGAACCGAGUGGGUGGGACAUAG
This is a messenger RNA of Fonsecaea pedrosoi CBS 271.37, 336 nucleotides long. RefSeq lists its product as uncharacterized. NCBI's taxonomy places the organism in Eukaryota, Fungi, Ascomycota, Eurotiomycetes, Chaetothyriales, Herpotrichiellaceae. The record is from RefSeq and is a predicted model, not a curated record. The coding region runs from base 1 to 336 and encodes 111 amino acids. Gene Ontology annotation, molecular function: zinc ion binding. The transcript has 2 exons.